Botrytis byssoidea is the source of this 624-nucleotide messenger RNA. RefSeq lists its product as uncharacterized. The record is from RefSeq and is a predicted model, not a curated record. The coding region runs from base 1 to 624 and encodes 207 amino acids. The transcript has 3 exons. NCBI's taxonomy places the organism in Eukaryota, Fungi, Ascomycota, Leotiomycetes, Helotiales, Sclerotiniaceae.
AUGUCUAUAUCAUCAACUUCUGGAUCUCCACAAUUACACCUCUCACCUUGUGAAGAUGAACUUCCAUCGCUUUCUCCAACAUGUUCCAGAUGUCAGGAAUUUCUGGAUUCAUACGACUUCAAAGAUCUAGGUUGGGGCGAUAUCAAAGAAUUUCAGGCCUUACCUCCUUUCGAAGAUCCCAAGCUACCGACUCCUCGUGCCGUGAAAAAUUGCUUUUUAUGUUCAAAGUUUUUGGGUUCAUACCUGGCUGAGCCUGCAAGUCAAGCAAAAAGGGACAGUCCUUCUCGAGAGCUGCAAAUUCUCGGCGUAUAUUUGCAAAAGCAACUCGCUGGCUUAGAGAAUUUUGUCUCAGUAGCUUCUUCCACAGGAUCUGAUGGGAGUCUGAAUCUUUCAAAACAAUGGUUACAGAACUGCAAUACAAGCCAUGUUUCCUGCUCACGCAAAGCUACCACGUACCAAAAUUUCCUUCCUACUCGUCUUAUUGAUAUCGGAAUAGGAGAAUCAGUGAUCACUCCACGGCUUCGUUUGAGAAAAGAAAUUCCAUUAAAUUCAAUCUACUUCACUUUAAGUCAUUGCUGGGGGAAUACAAUACCAGAAAUUAUCCUUCUUCAGUCAAACAUCUAG